This is a messenger RNA of Symbiodinium pilosum, 1350 nucleotides long. The record is from the annotation of a GenBank genome assembly. Lineage: Eukaryota; Dinophyceae; Suessiales; Symbiodiniaceae.
AUGGAUGUGCUUGCGGUGGCAUUAAACGUGGCUUCGCUGGUGCAAACGGGGCCUCACUUCAAAGUCACCAAGGUCUGCAGCGAAAGUUUGUUGGAGAUUGCCUCCAGCGAGCAGAGCGUAAGCUUGGAAGACUUCUGGCCAUCAGACUGCUCCUUGACAGCUGACCGCCGCCACUACUUGUACUGGGCCAUUGUCUGCAGUUCCUGCUGUGACACCUGGACCCUUGCUUUGGCGUUGACGAUCAAAGAGCUGUCGGACUAUGGUGUGAUCAUCACGCAUGAUUCCCGGCCUGUGGUCAACUUCGUCGUGUUGAACACUCCGACCAUGGACAUCGGAGACCUGCUUCCCACCUCCGUUGAGCUCCUUGAGCCUGUCUCCGGAGCUCGGGUCUCCAUGUUCAGCACUCCUGCGUCUCAGCUUGCCUUGAAGACUCUUGGGCCCGAAGUUCAAGAAAGGCUUGGUUGGGGUGUCUCAUCCAUGUUUACCGAUGAACUGCGCGAUACGUUUGCUGAGCGUUUCGGUGAGAAAAGUUUGUCGCAGACUGUACCUCACUGGUGGAUUGCAGCAAUUGUUCAAGGUGACUAUGGUUUGUACAUGGUCCACAUCGACCUGUGCGGGCCUGCCUACGGGACCUUUUGCCGCAGCACACGCGCGCUGAAGUCCAUGCCAAACGGUAAGGAGUUGCCCCUGGACUCCUUCAUCACGCCAUACUACCUGAUGACCCCGUUUCAGUCACAUCAGAUGUUCUUCGUCCACCCCGAGUCUCUCAACUUUGCGCCCACCGAUGCGAAAUUCACUGCACUGCAUGAAAUCCGCCACCUGCGAUGUUUUUACCAUGGCCAUAGCAGCUACAUCACAGCAACUCCAUUGCCGAGCUUCGUAGAUGACGAGAAGCCGAACUCCUCAUGGCUGCGCCUUAGAUCGCCAAACGAAGAGGGAAUGAACAUUGUGCACACGUGGAAGGAGGGCUUGCAGUCGAUUGCUUUCUUCCUGCGGGCUGAGAUUUUCAAGGCUCUGGAACCUGGAACUUACGUUGAAGUGGACUCCACUUGCAAAAGCGCUGAUUGCGCAGGCAAGCUGGGGAAAGUCUUGCUUGCAGCAGAGCGAAAUGCUGAAAGCGCAGACCUUCUGGUUCAGCUCGAUGGAUCGGCUGAGCCCGUUCGGAUCGAAUCUGUGGCGCUGAAGAUCUACCCAAGGUACGUGCAGUACCUGACGCUGGCUGAAAUGUCAGAACUGGUGAAAUUCCAGCUGGCACUUCUGGAUCCAGAAUUCAGAAAUGCUUUCAAACAAACUGCGCCGGGGCCAAUGCCCAGUGACUUGAUCGGCUACUUGCGCAGAGAACGUUGGUGA